AUUUAAUUUUGUUUUUUAAAAUGAAUAGUAAAUUCGUAAAGCGUCGUCUGGUGUAAAUUUUAUGCACUAUUUUAACACGUGACUGUCUUGUUCCGACAUAUUGGAGAUUCCUGCCAUUUUCGUUCAGGAUGGUUCUCAAGUACGAAAUGUGUGUUGGCCUUAAUAAAGGCCACAAAGUUACAAAGAACAUCACAAAGCCAAGACCUUCUAGAAGGAAAGGUAUGUUAAGCAAACAUACUCGUUUCAUUCGAGAUAUUGUAAGAGAAGUAUGCGGCUUUGCUCCUUAUGAAAAACGUGCCAUGGAAUUGUUAAGAGUUUCCAAGGACAAAAGAGCAUUGAAAUUCAUCAAGAAAAGGCUGGGCACUCAUCUACGUGCAAAGAGGAAGAGAGAUGAACUUUCUAAUGUUCUGACUGCUCAGAGAAAAGCUGCUGCUCAUAGAGAGAAGGAGGGCAAAUAAAAAAAAUAUUGUAUUAUUAUUAAAAUAAAUAUUUGAGUAAUUAAAAUUCUCUUCAAUGAAAUGA
Molecule: messenger RNA, 522 nt
Organism: Centruroides sculpturatus (bark scorpion)
Lineage: Eukaryota; Metazoa; Arthropoda; Arachnida; Scorpiones; Buthidae
Gene: RpL36
Product: 60S ribosomal protein L36-like
Exons: 4
Coding region: 129-458 (109 amino acids)
Biological process (GO): cytoplasmic translation
Cellular component (GO): cytosolic large ribosomal subunit; ribosome
Molecular function (GO): structural constituent of ribosome
Source: RefSeq, a predicted model, not a curated record